Messenger RNA from Microplitis mediator, 1908 nucleotides. RefSeq names its product kelch domain-containing protein 10 homolog. The transcript has 3 exons. Lineage: Eukaryota; Metazoa; Arthropoda; Insecta; Hymenoptera; Braconidae. Gene Ontology annotation, biological process: positive regulation of stress-activated MAPK cascade. The record is from RefSeq and is a predicted model, not a curated record. Gene Ontology annotation, molecular function: protein binding. The coding region runs from base 511 to 1710 and encodes 399 amino acids.
UUUAUCAUUCAUGCGAUAUAAGUGCUAUCUUAGCGUACGUUCUUUUCUUUACUUCGUCGGAUGCAGAUAUUCGUAUAACCCACAAAAAUGUCGCGGCAACAGUUGAAUCAGCAAAAAGCUACUUGGGGAACAAAACAGCGAGCACUAAUAUAGUACUCAUAUCGCAUUAAUAAUAAAAAAAGGUAUGUUCAAUUCGUGCGGUGUUGUCGAUACCCACACGAGCAACUUUGCUCUCGUGGGCAAUCGACAACUUACAGCACUAGUUGUACAAUAUACUAUUCAAAUGUUGAUAAUUUAUUUUCUAGUUUAACAACGGAUUUAGCUUACUGAGGUCGCUGUUGUCGAGAUUUUCAUUUGCCUUUUCGUUUAAAAAGUAAAACAAGCUAAUCUUUAAAGUGAAACACCGUUAAGUAAAAUAAGAUUUUAAUUCAUUAAUAAAAACUGCGAGAAGUUUUUAAUUUUAUUUAUAAUUCUGAAAGGGAAUAAGAAAAUUUCAUAAUUGUUUUCAAAAUGUACACAUUCCAACCGUAUGUUUUUACUGAGAAUUCUCCUAAUGGUAUUGCAAAACCUAAAGGAAGAAUGCUAUCAAGAAUACGGUGUGAUGGUAACAAUUUAUACAUUUACGCAGGCGUGGAUCCAACGGCUUUUGUGUUUUUUCAAGAGGAUCCUUUAUUUGCAGCAUCACGGUCUGACUUUCGUGAUAUCUGGGUGGACAAUUUAGCUGGACAAAAAUGGAGAUUAAUGAGAAAUGAUAGUAAUUUACCAGAUCAUAAAGAUUUCAUUUUUGGUAGUAUUUUUGAAUCAAAUUAUUUAGUUACUUGGACAAUACGAGCACCAUUAAAUGACUAUGUUUCAAGUCGCAAAAGCCGAUUACAUAUUUAUGAUUUAAAUACCGAAAGAGCGCUUGCCCGAAAGACAACUGGACAAAUUUCACCUUCAUUUUCACUUAAUUCCAUUCGUCAUGGAAAAUAUUUGUAUACUGUGGGUAUCGCAAGAGAACUUGGUGAAUUUUCCGAUGUAUGUAAAUUAAAUAUGGAAAAUCUUGUAUGGGAAAUAGUUUAUAUCUGUCAAGGAGUUGAUGCCAAUGAACCAACUGGUAGAACAGGUCAAACUUUAGUUCAUGAUAACAAUAUGAUUUAUAUAUUUGGUGGGGUGGUAGAUGGUUCUGGACUUAAUCCAUCUUCUUUUGGCCAAAUAUCGGCGUUUGAUUUAGAAAAGUGCUGCUGGAAAAUAGUAAACACUCAUGGUGAUGAAAAUCACAUACCGCAGUAUCCAUCUGAAAGAGAUUAUUUUGGGGUAACGAGUUACGCUGACCCGGAUUCUGGUGAAAUACAUGUGGUAAUAUCUGGAGGAAUGGUUAAUAAUCUUAGAGAUACCUUCAAUGAUGUCUGGAGAUUGAAUCUUACAAGUUUAAAAUGGACGUGUCUUGAAAGAUUUGGUACUGCCUUGCCUUGUCCCGUUAAUAAUCAUUCAAUGACCGUUUCUCUUGCAGGAAAGUUAUUCACAUUCGGUGGAUAUUUUUUCAAUAAUGUUACGGAACAAGAAAUUUGUCUUUCUUCUUUACACUCAACUCGGCUCAGGAUUCCCAAACUCACAGACAUUUGUUGGGAAGCUGUUUUCCAUUCUUAUCCAAACUUGAAAUCAAUGACCGACAAAGAAAUUAUGUCCCUCGGCCUUCCAUUGCAUUUACUCAAGUCGCGUAUCAAUUAAUAAAAUAUUUAUAAGUAAAUUCUGUGUAUUUAUAUUUUUACUUAUAACUUACUAGCAUUUAAAAUUAUAAUAUUCAUUAACUUCUUUGUACUAAAAAAUUUGAUGUCUUGAUUUGUAUUCUAUAAUAAUAUAAGUCACUGAGUAGACAGUUUAUUUUUCAUUUACGUUAAAAAUUACUUGCGUAUUGAUUAAUAAAAU